AUGGUUGUAAAUGUGUAUGCAACAUCAGCAACACUCGAACAAUGUUCAAGAAAUGAGCUUUUAGCGUUUGUCAAUAAUUUUUUACGGGCUAAUUUCACACGCAUUGAGGAGUUGUCUUCGGGUGCUGCUUAUUGUCAGCUAACAGAAUUGCUUUUCCCAGGAAAAAUUUCUUUGAAAAAAGUGAAGUGGAAUUCGCGAAAUGAAGUUGAUUGGAUCAAUAAUUGGCGUAUGCUGCAAACAGUUUGGAAGGAAUUAGGAGUUAAAAAGGGAGUACCAGUGGAACGUUUGCUGCGAUGUAAAUUCCAGGACAAUUUUGAAUUUUUGCAAUGGUUUAAGAAAUUUUUUGAUGCGAAUUAUGACGGUCGUCAGUAUGACGCAUUGCGAGCUAGAAAUAACGAACCACUUCCGGCAAGUUGGACAGCAUCAUCCCGACCAGUUCCAUCAAAAGCUCAUAAGAUUGCCAGAAAUAAUUCUUUUGCCACAUCAACGAGAAGAGAGCCAUGUAGUUCUGGUCGAAACAUUGCAGCUGAAAUUCCAAAUACCAUCACUCUGCAACGUGAAUAUGAACUGAUGAUUCAGGAAUUAAAGGAGAAUGUAAGAAUACUUCGUAAUCAAAGACAUUUUUAUCACGACAAGGUGCGAAAAAUUAAAUUGCUUUGUCAGAAUGCUCAGGGUAGCUCUGUUAUUCCGCGCGAAGAAAUCAUGGCAAUUUUAUACGAGACACAGGAAAAUUUUGUCGCCCCGGAUCAGGAAUGCAAUCAAGAAGAUAGCUAUUACAUAGGCGAGCAAAAUGGCGCAAAAAGGAACGAACAGAUCAAUUCGUUUUGA
Brugia malayi is the source of this 828-nucleotide messenger RNA. It is a transcript of the gene Bma-ebp-2, whose product is annotated as microtubule binding protein, putative. Gene Ontology annotation, cellular component: spindle midzone; microtubule organizing center; cytoplasmic microtubule. Gene Ontology annotation, molecular function: microtubule plus-end binding. NCBI's taxonomy places the organism in Eukaryota, Metazoa, Nematoda, Chromadorea, Rhabditida, Onchocercidae. The record is from RefSeq and is a predicted model, not a curated record. Gene Ontology annotation, biological process: spindle assembly; regulation of microtubule polymerization or depolymerization; protein localization to microtubule plus-end. The transcript is spliced from 7 exons. Bases 1 to 828 code for a protein of 275 amino acids.